This is a messenger RNA of Phyllopteryx taeniolatus (common seadragon), 2042 nucleotides long. RefSeq names its product NOP53 ribosome biogenesis factor (gene nop53). Gene Ontology annotation, biological process: rRNA processing; ribosomal large subunit assembly. The record is from RefSeq and is a predicted model, not a curated record. The coding region runs from base 469 to 1854 and encodes 461 amino acids. Lineage: Eukaryota; Metazoa; Chordata; Actinopteri; Syngnathiformes; Syngnathidae. The transcript is spliced from 12 exons. Gene Ontology annotation, molecular function: 5S rRNA binding. Gene Ontology annotation, cellular component: nucleolus.
AUAAGAACAUUCUUAGUUUAGGAAUGUAUUUAUUAAAGUUCACUUUAAAAAUAUAUGUUUGGCUUUCAAACUAUAUUUCACCUGGGAAGAAAAUAGUGCUAAACACAGUUUUGGAGUUAUUGACUUAGAGUUGUAAAUAAUUUUUGACUCGCUAAUAUUUUAUUUUAGUGUAUUUUGGCGUUAUUAUAAUAAAUUUAAACUUUCUUGUAAUUUAUGUCCAAACAUAAAGGAGCACUCAUAAUUUAGUAUCACGUGGCAUACCACAUAUGUAUGACCAUAUUUCACUGAUAAUUGAAAAUAUCGAUGAACUCUUCCAAGACGACAUACAUUGAAAUAGAGCUCUAAGUAUUAAUUUAAAAACAAGCUGUUUGAUAGUUACAAUAUUGAUCCUGUAGGCGGCGCCAAAGUGCGCCUCUACAAAGAGCUUCUCAAAAGAAGAAGACUACUUUAAUUUCUUUCAACUCCAACAUGGCCGCUGCCAGGAGGCUGAAACGCGUGGUGGCCUCGCAGCCAGGCUUUUUAAGUUUAAAGUCUUCGGAUCCCACAGGCGAGGUUGGUAGUCGAAGGAAGCGCUUUAACAAGAAUAAGAAAAAGAACUGGAACAAACACAGCGACAUUCAUGACGUCGAGGAUUUUUUAGACGACAUCAGGCAUCAGGAGAGGACCACCGGUGGCCUGUUGACUGAGAAGUCGGAUGACAGUUUAUUCUUUCUGGAUGUUGGGCAGCAACAAAAAGAUGAUCACAAAGUAUCAAAGCAGGUGGUAAGCAAGAAGAGGAAAGGGAAGUCGCAGCGUCCUCUCAGGAUCGACCUGAUCCUCCAGCAUAACUCGCUUGUCCCACCAGUUAAAGAUGUGCUCUCCUACCAGCAGCCCAAUGCAAAGAAACUUCGUUAUAAUGCCAAGAGGGUAGAGCAGCAGGCAGCCAAAGGCAUAGUGCCACGGAGGCAGAGAAUGCUCCUCAACAGACGGUCGUCGAAUGCAAGAGUAAAAAAGGCAGUGACAGAGGCCAACAACAACCCAAACAGAGACUAUUAUGACAUCUGGGGACAAGAGUCCAAAAGUUUAGCAGAUCCAUGGUACCUUCAGCAGACUGGCAAGAAGCUGGUCAAGCGGGCAGAUAAAUUGAACGAGAAGCCAUCUGUGCUACCUGCAGUGGAGGUGAUCGCUCCCGGAGGUUCCUACAAUCCAGACUUCUUCUCCCAUCAGGCUUUACUGCAAGAGGCCCACGAUGUGGAGGUUAAGAAACAGAAAGCGGAAACCAAAAUUGAGAGACAGCUGGCCAGCAACAAAGAAGAUCGAGCAACAGAGGACACUGUCUUUCAGGAGCAAGUACAAGGCCUGGUGGAGGAGAAUGAAGAUGACGAAGUGCCUCGUAUCGAGGAAGAAGAGGAGAAUGGGGUUGGAGGAGCCAUCGCACUAGCAGAGAAGAAGACUGAGAGACAAAGGAAGAGAGAAAAGGCAGAAAAAAUUAAGGAGCAACAACGGUUGGCUGAAAGACAUCAGACAGAAAAACGACAGCAGCUCUUCCAGCUUCGCUCUAUCAAAGCUGCCAUCAAACAGCAAGAAAAGAGAACCUGUGCAAGAUGGAAACAACGGAAGGCCAAGAUGGAGGCCCAGAAAGCUCAGCCCAGACGUCUUGGCAAACUCAAGUUUCAGGCUGAGGACCUUGAAAUCAAACUAAGUGAUGAGCUUACCAGUUCCCUACGACAACUAAAGCCAGAGGGCAGCAUCCUCAAGGACCGCUUUAAGAGUCUGCAGAAGAGGAACCUGAUUGAACCCAGAGAGCGAGCAAAGUUCAAGAGGAGGUACAAGCUGAAGUAUGUGGAGAAGAGAGCUUUUAGAGAGAUCACUUAAUGCCGCAGACCACAGAAGCAGAGCCUGAGAAAACGGGAGUGCUUUAAAAGCCACAAAUGCAACAUAAUUGAACCAUGUGUAUAUAGAACGUAAUGACUCUCUCUGACCUUUUCAGACAAUCCAACCAUUUUACACAAGUAUUAUGACAUUUAAUUGAUUAAAAAAAAAAAUGCGGCGUAUCAGUGUGA